UAGUGCUUGUAGGGUCAUAAUGAAAGACCUAGUCAUUCUAAUUAACUUCUGUACGGUUUUCGCUUUGAAAAAUAAAAUCGAGUGCGGGUAUAAGCAAUGCCCCCAAACCAGAGAUGGUGCCCUGAAUGUCCAUAUAAUAGCCCACUCGCACAUGGAUGCGGGUUGGGUGAAGACUUUUGAUGAAUAUUAUUUCGGCACCAAAACAGCAAUAAGCACAGCCAAUGUACAACUUAUCUAUCAUUCGGUUCUCUCUGAGCUAUUACAUGAUAAACGGAGAAAAUUCACGUUCUCCGAAACAGCAUAUUUCUGGCGCUGGUGGAAAGAACAGCGCGGUGGUACCAGGUCCACGUUCAAGAGCCUGGUGGCGGAAGGUCGGGUGCAGUUCGCUGGUGGUGGCUGGGUGCAGUCUGAUGAAGCUACUGCACAUUAUAUGCAGCUGAUAGAUCAGUACACUUGGGGCUUGAGGAAGAUCAACGACACUCUGGGACCCUGCGGUAAACCUAAAGCGGCGUGGCAGAUAGAUACGUACGGACAUACAAAAGAACACACGUCGCUUCUAGCGCAAAUGGGAUACGACGGUCUCUUCAUAGGAAGAGUGGACCACAAAGAAAGAGAAGCGAUGAUAGAAGAAGACAGAAUGGAAUUCAUGUGGAGAGGGAGCGAUGUGCUUGGUAAAAUGUCGGAUAUAAUGACACACACGCUAUACAAUCUAUACAACGCUCCCGACGGGUUUUGCUUCGACUUCCUCUGCAAUGAUGAGCCAAUCGUGGAGGACACAGAUAGCAUUGCAUAUAACGCUGAUAAAAGAGUGAACGAUUUCAUCACCCAAAUAGAAAGGCAAGCGAAAUACUACGACCAUGAUAAUAUAGUGGUGAUGAUGGGAGGUGACUUCACUUAUCAGAGCGCAGCCAACUGGUUUAUGAACAUCGAUAAGUUGAUCAACCACGUCAAUACCCAUCCCGCUAAUAUGUCAGACAUUAACAUAUUUUAUUCGACACCAUCUUGCUUUUUGAAAGCCAUUUAUUUAUAUGGGAAAAGGGACAAGGCGAUAUUUACUGAAAAGGGUGACCACUUACCCUAUGGAAGCGAUGCUAAUACUUAUUGGACUGGAUUCUACACGUCUAGACCUAACAUAAAAUACCUAGCACUUAGAGCUCAUAUUUAUUUACAGGUGGUGAAACAAUUGACAGUAAUAUCAAGAAUGAGCGAUUCCUAUGAACUACACCUGCUGCGUCAUGCUGUGAGCCUGGUACUUCACCAUGAUGGCAUUACGGGUAUGCUUAUUAUAUUAACCCCAACCUGGGGUGGUAGCAGACGACCGAAGAGUAGUCAACAAUUCAUAGUCUGUCAUCAACUCAACAUCAGCCAAUGCAGAUUCACAGAGACUCAAGACUCCAUGCUACUUCUGGUGUACAAUCCUCUUAGUAUCAAAACAUAUUACCAUGUACGGCUGCCGGCGGUAGCAUUGCAUUAUUCCAUACGUGAUUAUAAUGAUGAAGAGGUAGAAUAUCAGCUGCUAUCUCUACCAGCGUCUGUGAUAAACCUCCCCGGGAGGAGGUCCACGGCCAUUCAGGAGCUAUGUUUCGAAGCUGAAAAUAUACCUCCGUUAGGCUUCACAGCAUAUUAUAUCACGCCGAUACGCGAUCAGUUGGCGGAAGGUGCUUAUGUCAAGAAAUCGCAAGCCAACACCGACCCAGAACAGGAAGUGACACCUAGUAUAAGUAAUGAAUACAUAAAAGUGACAGUAGACCAGAAGACAGGUCUACUAGAGUCCAUACAACAUCUUGAUGGACUAAAAAUUAUGGUGUCCCAGAACUUUUACUUCUAUAGUCAGACUCAGCAGACCCUACAGUCUGGUGCCUAUAGUUUCAGACCCGAAAAGAAUAGACCGAUACCGAUAUCAGAAAAAGCCACAUUCCACACGAUUCGAGGGUCACUUAUAAAGGAAAUCCGGCAAAGAUACAGCGAUUGGGCGACGCAAGUGAUACGACUCUAUCGGGGAGAAGAGUUCGUGGAGCUGGAGUGGAUAAUUGGCCCCGUGCCUUUGGGAACGGAUCUGGGUAAAGAAGUUGUCAGCAUCUUCAAAACGAAUAUCAGCAGCAAUGGUCACUUUUACACUGACUCCAACGGCCGCCAGAUGAUCAAGAGAUCCUGUUGGAAUGAAACAGCCAGUCAUCACCAAAAGAAGCCGGUAGCAGCGUGCUACUACCCAGUGACGUCACGUAUCUGCAUCAGCUCCUUCAACUCAAGCGUCGACAUUUGUGUCCUGACUGACAGGUGUCAGGGUGGCACUUCAUAUAAUGACGGGGAGAUAGAACUGAUGUUACACAGAAGAUUGAUAACGGACGAUGGGUUCGGCUUGGAAGAGAGCCUUAACGAAGAGGCGUUUGGUGUCGGGCAAGUUGUGAGAGGCAAGCAUCGGAUUUUCUUCGGAAAUUCACGGUUUGAUGUCGAAGAUUUAUCAUUUUCUGAGCGUGUUGCGCAAACUUCGCGAAAGUGGUUAUAUGAGCCAUGGCUGUUCUUGACGCCAGGGGAGAAGAUUAAUAGAAGAAAGUGGCAGAACGUGAGGAAUAAACGGUAUUCAGCACUGCGUCUCCAUGGUCUACCGCGUCACAUCAGCAUCGUAACCCUAGAACCUUGGAAGGGAGGUUCAGUUCUUUUGAGAUUGGAAAAUACCCUGGAAAAACAUAAAAGUCUAAAACCCGAAAAAGAAAUGCUGGAUGACUUCACAAACUCCCACAUAACAGUGGAUUUAAAUAAGAUAUUUGUACACUUCAAAAUAGUGUUGGUGAAAGAAACUACGCUCGCUGCUAACCAGUGGUUAGACGAGGCCCGACAGAUGGACUGGAGUACUCGAUAUGUAUACGCCGGUGGCGAUGACGGCAUUUUGCCAGAAGAUCAUCCCGAUUACACUGACGACGUGAGACAACAUAAACCGGAUAAAGAAUACGACGACGAUAUCGACUCAAAACGAGCGUAUGCAGGCGAAAAAGGACAAUUAAAAGCAAAAUCAAGAUAUCAAGAUUACGAUAAAAGAAAAAAACGUGAUAUCAACAUAACACAUACAGAUAACUUCUAUAACAAUACAGAUAAAACGAAAGAUGAAUUUAAACAUUCGAACAACACAUUUACAACAUAUGUGAAUCGAUUCAAUAGAAAAGACAUAUUUGUGAAUAAAACAAGGAAUUCAAAUAGAAAUGUCUUCAAACGGUUUGAUGUAACGACUAGGAGACCAAAAUUGAAAUUUUUAACGACACAAUAUAAGAAAUAUGAUCUGAGAGAUGAUUCGGAUGAGAAUUAUUCCAAUAGACGGCGCAGUAAAGCUGUUAGCUAUGAUGAUACUGACAUAUACGUGGAUGCAGAUGAUGGCGUCACGAAGUCCAUCUACGAAAUGUAUUACAAAAAGAAUCCAGUUAGACGUUCCUACAAAACCUACUUAAGUAGCUCCGAGGAAUUUCUAGAAAGGCCUAGAAAAAGAAUAAAGAAAGACGGUCAUAGGAAUAAUUAUAGGUCUAGAAGUAGAAGCAGAGGGCAGAGUUUCGACAUGCCUUUCUUCAUCACAAAUAGAAGUACUAAAUUGGAAGAUUUUGAUGAUAAAAGUGAUGAAUAUAAAAGGUAUAAGGGCAGAGGACACUCAAAUACAGAAACUAUGCCAAGAAGAGAAUUCAUUAGUUUAAGAUCCGCCGUGUAUAAUAAUGAUGGAGAAGAGAGCCAGGAACAAGAACAAGAGUAUAAAGAGGAGUCCGAAGAAGCUAGAAGGAGUAGAAGAGCAAUAAACGAAGAACUACCGUCUUCAGAAGACAAGAGCGAGACGGACUAUGUCAUAUCACUCCGUCCCACUCAGAUACGAACGUUCGUCAUAUGGUUCGAAGACAAAAAACCAUAUACCCUAUAGAUAUUUAUUUCAAUUGAAUUUAUAAUUAAUUAGUGAAUA
Zerene cesonia (dogface butterfly) is the source of this 3934-nucleotide messenger RNA. Its product is annotated as lysosomal alpha-mannosidase-like. The record is from RefSeq and is a predicted model, not a curated record. Gene Ontology annotation, cellular component: lysosome. The transcript has 28 exons. Gene Ontology annotation, molecular function: carbohydrate binding; alpha-mannosidase activity. NCBI's taxonomy places the organism in Eukaryota, Metazoa, Arthropoda, Insecta, Lepidoptera, Pieridae. Gene Ontology annotation, biological process: mannose metabolic process. The coding region runs from base 20 to 3895 and encodes 1291 amino acids.